AUGGGGUCAGGCGAUUUGAAUCUGUUGAAGUCAUGGAAUCCCAAACUUAUGAAAAACAGGAAAAAAGUUUGGGAGACCGAGCAAGAUCUGGUUAACGAGCAGCAGAAGCUUAACACGAGGUUGAAGGAAAUUGAAAAGGAACGGGAGCUGAAUGAGCUGCUGGACGAAUCAAACAAGAACCAUCCGGGUGGUCUCAAGAGCGACUUGAGAUUGAAGAAAUCUGGCCUGGAAUGGAUGUACCAGGAUGCAAAGCUGAGUGACGAAAAGGAGGACUAUUUAUUAGGUAAAAAAAAAUUAGACUCAUCUAUAUUAAACCAACCUACAGCAACAGCAGCAGCAGCAGCAGCAGCGCCAAAGAAUGCCGCUGCCACUGCUUCCGCCGCUACAUCCAAAGGUUCGCACAAGAAAAAGUCAAAAUUGCUUAAAGACGACCCGAUGAGCAAGUUCAAGAUCACAAAGCAACAGAGGAGAACCCCAUAUGCAUCGGAAAGGACAACGCCCCAACGCGGGAAGCUGCCGUCCAAGCCCGCUCCGGACCUGGACUACUAA
Molecule: messenger RNA, 549 nt
Organism: Saccharomyces kudriavzevii IFO 1802
Lineage: Eukaryota; Fungi; Ascomycota; Saccharomycetes; Saccharomycetales; Saccharomycetaceae
Gene: CWC25
Product: U2-type spliceosomal complex subunit CWC25
Exons: 1
Coding region: 1-549 (182 amino acids)
Biological process (GO): mRNA splicing, via spliceosome
Cellular component (GO): U2-type spliceosomal complex
Source: RefSeq, a predicted model, not a curated record